Chelonia mydas (Green sea turtle) is the source of this 4271-nucleotide messenger RNA. It is a transcript of the gene BBS7, whose product is annotated as Bardet-Biedl syndrome 7. NCBI's taxonomy places the organism in Eukaryota, Metazoa, Chordata, Testudines, Cheloniidae. The coding region runs from base 175 to 2325 and encodes 716 amino acids. The record is from RefSeq and is a predicted model, not a curated record. Gene Ontology annotation, biological process: intracellular transport; non-motile cilium assembly; intracellular protein localization. Gene Ontology annotation, cellular component: BBSome; neuron projection; ciliary basal body. The transcript has 19 exons. Gene Ontology annotation, molecular function: protein binding.
GCCUUUCUGCGUUUCCAGGGUAACGGGUAAUUAGCUGUCUGUCUCUGGGAGAAGGCUGCGUUGGCGCUGGGCCGCCGGGUGGGGUGGGAGAGGCUGGGACCGCGGCCCCUCCGGCCGGGGGGGUGGGGUCAGUCCCUGGGCCGUGCCGGCGGAGUCGCCCCCGAGCCUGGUGCCAUGGAGCUGCAACUGGCCCGCGUGGAUUAUUUGCAGGUGGGAGUGACAUCUCAGAAGACCAUGAAGCUUCUCCCUGCAUCAAGAUAUAGGGCAAUGCAGAAGGUUGUCAUUGGAGAUCAUGAUGGUGUUGUUACAUGUUUUGGCAUCAAAAAAGGGGAAGCUAUGCCAGUGUUCAAGACACUGCCAGGGCAAAGGAUCACAAGGCUGGAGCUGGGAGGAGCUCUUAAUACGCCACAGGAGAAAAUUUUUGUGGCUACAGGAUCAGAGGUUAGAGGUUUCACAAAGAGAGGGAAGCAGUUCCUUUCAUUUGAAACUAACCUCACUGAAAACAUCAAAGCUAUGCAUAUAUCGGGAGCAGAUCUCUUUCUUUGUGCAAGCUAUAUCUAUAACCAUUACUGUGACUGCAAGGACCAGCACUACUACCUGUCAGGAGAUAAAAUCAAUGAUGUCCUCUGUCUUCCAGUGGAGAAACUGUCUUGCAUUAGACCAAUAUUGGCAUGCCAGGAUAGAGUCCUUAGAGUUUUACAGGGGUCUGAUUUGCUAUAUGAAGUGGAAGUUUCUGGACCACCUACUGUUCUUGCUUUAAACAAUGGAAAUGGUGGUGAUUCUGGAGAAGAACUUCUGUUUGGAACAUCUGAUGGGAAACUUGGUCUCAUUGAGGUUUCAAGUGCCUCUCCAGUACAUAAGUGGGAAAUCAGAAAUGAGAAGAAGAGAGGAGGUAUCUUAUGUAUUGAUAACUUUGACAUUCUGGGUGAUGGAGUUAAAGAAUUACUUGUUGGCCGAGAUGAUGGUAUGUUAGAAAUCUAUAACUUCGACUGCACAAAUGAGCCUGUCCUUCGAUAUGACCAUGCCUUGUCAGAGAGCAUCACAUCUAUCCAGGGCGGCUGUGUAGGAAAGGAUGGGUAUGAUGAAAUCUUAGCAUCCACAUAUUCAGGAUGGGUGACAGGACUGACUACAGAGCCUGUCCAUAGGGAAGGUGGAUCUGGUGAAGAACUAAAGAUAAGCCAAGAGAUGCAGAACAAGAUUUCAUCCUUAAGGAAUGAGUUGGAACAUUUACAGAUAAAGGUAUUGCAAGAACGUGAAAAAUACCAGCAGUCUUCUCGGUCUAGUACUGCUCUUUCAGCAGUACCUGCAUUUAGUGUGAAUGACAAGUUUACAUUAAAUAAGGAUGAUGCCAGCUACAGUCUUAUCUUAGAGGUGCAGACAGCGAUAGAUAAUGUCUUGGUACAGAGUGAUGUCCCAAUAGACCUACUGGAUGUGGAUAAAAAUUCUGCUGUUGUUAGUUUUAGUGGCUGUGAUUCUGAACCAAACAGCAACUUUCUCCUUGCCACUUACCGAUGCCAAGCAAAUACUACUAGACUGGAGCUUAAGAUUCGAUCAAUUGAAGGCCAGUAUGGGACACUGCAAGCAUAUGUAACCCCAAGAAUUCAACCGAAAACCUGCCAACUUUGUCAAUAUCCAAUUAAACCACUUUCACUUCAUCAAAGAACUCACUUUAUUGAUCAUGACAGACCCAUGAACACACUGAUGCUUAAAGGCCACUUCAGUUUUGCUGAAAUUCACUCCUGGGUUGUGUUUUGCUUGCCUGAAGUUCCUGAAAAAACUCCAGUAGGAGAUAGUGUUACUUUCUACUUUCAGAACACCUUCCUGGAUACACAGCUUGAAAGUACUUACAGAAAAGGGGAGGGAUUUUUCAAAUCUGACAACAUUUCUACCAUAUCCAUUCUAAAAGAUGUGCUCUCUAAAGAAGCCACCAAAAGGAAAAUUAAUCUCAAUAUAUCCUAUGAUAUAAACGAAGCAUCUGUGAACCACACAUUAAAACUAAUCCACCCGAAACUAGAAUAUCAGCUUCUGUUGGCCAAGAAAGUUCAGUUAAUAGAUGCUCUAAAAGAGUUGCAGGUUCAUGAGGGAAACAUGGACUUCCUGAUACCAGAGUACCGCUGCAUUUUAGAGGAAUCAGACCACCUUCUUGAAGAGUACAAGAAACAACCUGCACAUCUUGAGAGACUUUAUGGCAUGAUUACAGAUCUCUUCAUUGAUAAAUUUAAAUUUAAAGGCACAAAUGUGAAAACCAAAGUUCCUCUUCUUCUGGAAAUUUUGGACAGUUAUGACCAAAAUGCACUGAUAGCAUUCUUCGAUGCUGCUGCCUAAACUAGAAGAAAUGAUAUACUGGGACAGUUCUUACUGAUGUGAACCAGGACAAUCGGAUAUUGAAUAUUUUUAAUUUACAUUAUUUUAGUAUCUUUGCUUUAUAUGUAUCUAACGUUUUGCUGUGUUGAUAGUUCUAUAAUGUGGUCCUGUACUUGUAUUUAUUACAGUAUGUUCAGAAUUUGAGCUGAAGAUAACUGUAAAGCCUAUUGCAUAAAGUAUGUUUACUUGAAUACUGAUCAUAAUAGCUGAAGAAAACUGAUAGGAUCAGACUUAUUUUUAAAUUCUUUUAUUACUCUAGUUCAAUAGGACAUGGAAGAUCCUCUAGAACUCUUAGAACUGUGGAAACAAGUCUUUGUGGACUUGGCAUCUAAUAAAUAUAUUGGGGAAAUUAACAAUAGAAAUUUAUAGCUAUAUCAAACUGGGUAAAAUACUCACUGUAACCAGAGAGUGGUACAAUACUGUAAGUUAGCUGUAUGUUGUAUAUAUUAUAGAUAUUGAAGACAAUUUUGUAUGUAGGAAGGGAGAGAGGUACUCAGUUGCUUUAAAGGGUAAUUAGGUAUAUAAUUGUAUUGUUGUAUAAGCCAUCUAGUAAGUAUAAAAUUCUUAGGAAUGCAUAUAAAUUGUAUAUAGUCCCCUUAGAAUGGAUUGUUUUUUGCCUCCAUGCUGCUCCUAUGCCUGAAACGCUCACUGUCACAAUCUAUCAGGCGCUUACCCAGUGUGGUUCCCCCCCCCCCCUUCAAAACCCUCCCAAAAAUUAUGAAGUCCACAAUCUCUAACAUCUUUUAGUAACAAUGGCAUCUCCUAUCUAAGUAUUUUUGAGAGAGCACUUCUGUCCUAUGGAUUUAGAUGGUAAGCAUAUUAGGGCAGGAAGACAAACUACUUGUGUUGUACAGCAUCAAUCAUGCUGUCUAUGCUUAACAAAAACUAAAUCUAUUUUCAGUGUGAUAUUGCAUUUAAUUUACUCUUGCUUAAGUAGCCAAUACAGUUAUAGCAUACCCGAUGAUCCAGAGGCAGUCAUGGUGAACUGAGUCUCAUAGCAUCAUGGGGUGGUACCUAGGAGUGUUCCUCAUACCAUGUCAAAAUCUAAAUUUUCAUUUAGCAAACAAUUGUUUCUAGCCCUCAUGUUUGCCAGGAAAAGCUUGAAAAUGCAAGUCAGGUGUAACUGAUGCAGUGAUGUUUGCCAACAACUAAAUCAGCCAUUAGAGCCACAGAGGAAGCUGUCUUCCCUCAGCUGUCCUUCCCUCCCUUCCCCCAAGCAAGACAGGAUACUCCCCAUGGUUGGAAUUACACCCCUCUUGGAGCCACUUCUUUGCUCUGACCUAUUGCUGUUAUGGGCCAAGGGAAGAGCAUGAAUUAAGUUCUGGUAGUUUCUUGUGCUAUCCCCUUGGGCACCAAAAUUGUGCAAAUCUUCAUAUUAUGGUCAUUCCUCUCCUUUCUCCUAUGUUGUGAUUAGCAGUGAAAGAGUUAAAUAUUGACACUUGCUUUAAAGGUAUGUGUUAAAGGUUUGCCCUUAACAUGAAAUUAAAUCCCCUCCCAAAAUACAGUUACAAGGUAGCUUCAUCUUCUGUAAGUGCCUGAGUCUCCUUGCUAUUUUUUUGCCCACUUAUAAUAAUUUUGUUUUUUUUCCUGUUCCCUGCUAUUGUGUGAAAGACCCACUCAAACAGAAGCCAGGUCUUGAUACUGCAUCAGGAUCUGACACCACUGUCUCCUGCAGAUGUUCAGAAUCCCAUUGUACUAAUGGAGAAUUCUGUGGGAGCAAGUCAAAAUUGCCUGACUAUACCAGCAUAGUUGUGAAAAUUAUUUAAAGUGCUGUCAAUUACACAAAGUAAUGGGAGAAGAGAAAAUGGUUCCUCUUAUUAAUUUCUUGUUAAUAUUUAGGAUGUUUUUAAACAGUAGGUUAAAAAUUCAGAUAGUAGCCUCCACACUUCCAGGGUUGUUUUCAACUU